CGUCUCGUAAGAGGGAGGAGGCGAUACUUAUAAAAAGAGCAGCAAACCAACUGUAGUCAGUCAUAUACGUGUCGAGUUGCUUUUUGAAUUGACGAUAUCAUUCGUCCAUCCUUCAAAAAAUCGAAACUUGAAUCGAGGGACAUAAUGGCAGUCGUCGUUCAAAAGUCGUCCAUCCUCUUCUUCUUAUCCGUUUGGAUUUCUUUCUUUGUGGUGGUGUCGAGCCAGGGAAGUGAUGGCAAGAAGAUCGCGCUGGGCAACAUCCAUCUUUGCAUGAUGAAUUGCGGUCAGUGUAAAGAAAUGUACGGCGAUUACUUUGACGGACAGCGCUGCGCCGAGUUCUGCUUGGCCAGCUACAAGCCAUCAGCAAUGAGCAGUGGCUGGGCACCGAUGCCUGACUGCAACGAGCCCGAGACGGUGGAUCAAUUCCUGAAACUGUCGCUGAUGCCUCAAUCGGACGGCCCAUCAGCCCAGCAGUUGAUUGACGAUUCGGUACUUGUCGAUCAAACGGGGGACGGAGGCGGUUAUGCGGCGCCCAUCAGUCAAGCCCUAAUAGGUCCGUCGUACUCAGGCCGUUUGGGUCGCAAACCGUCUGCGGCCCAGCAGAACACGUACUACAGUAGCAGAACUGGCGCUGAAUUCAAAGGUCACAAUCAAUUAUUGAAAAAUCGCAAGUGGAAGAAGCGCAUCAACGGUAGCAAACCGUUGGCCAGCGCUCCUUCGAUGCCUCGUUGGUAUUUCGUUUAGAAUCUCGGCAUUUCUUUUUACUUAUUUAUUUUUCUGCUGUGCAUUUCUCUCCGUGACAAUUGAUUUGUUUGCUGGAUGUUGCUGUCAAAAUAUCUGUCUUCUUCCGAUUCGAUUGUCGCAUUUUCCCACAAUGAAAACAAGAUACAAUGGACGAGCGAGUCUUUGACUUGCUGCGAAAUAAAUACAUUUAUUGUACGUAGAA
This is a messenger RNA of Daphnia carinata, 946 nucleotides long. RefSeq lists its product as uncharacterized. Lineage: Eukaryota; Metazoa; Arthropoda; Branchiopoda; Diplostraca; Daphniidae. The record is from RefSeq and is a predicted model, not a curated record. Gene Ontology annotation, biological process: ecdysis, chitin-based cuticle; neuropeptide signaling pathway. Gene Ontology annotation, molecular function: ecdysis-triggering hormone activity. The coding region runs from base 145 to 744 and encodes 199 amino acids. The transcript is spliced from 3 exons.